Molecule: messenger RNA, 985 nt
Organism: Danio aesculapii
Lineage: Eukaryota; Metazoa; Chordata; Actinopteri; Cypriniformes; Danionidae
Gene: cldn33b
Product: claudin 33b
Exons: 1
Coding region: 216-881 (221 amino acids)
Biological process (GO): cell adhesion; bicellular tight junction assembly
Cellular component (GO): bicellular tight junction; plasma membrane
Molecular function (GO): structural molecule activity
Source: RefSeq, a predicted model, not a curated record
AUGAUGAGUGCCUCUUACUGAAGUCUGACGGACUGUAAAGGACUUGCCUUGUCAAAAGAACUCUGCAGGAUCACACCCGAGGUGCUGCUUUUGGUCUUUCCAAGCUUUCCUCCUCCAUCCCUCGCUCAUUUCUCUUAUCGAGAGGAGGCUCUUGAAGCGCCAGACAAACCUGAAGGCCGUCGGACCCCAAGGGGACACGGUAGCCAGAGGAGACCAUGACGAACCCUUGCACGGUGGCUCUGGAACUCUUUGGGAUGCUGAUCGGGGCAGGAGGCUGGUUCUGUUCACUGGCCGCCACCAUCAUGCCUCAGUGGCUGUCACGUUCAACUGAACUAUUUGCCACAGAGAGCUACGAACAAGGGCUUUGGGAGGUCUGCGUGAUCCAGGAAGUGGCUGGCAUGGAGUGUCGCCCCUAUGACACCAUCCUAGGCCUUGACCCCACGGUGAUGUUGGCACGAAUUCUGAUGUGCAUGUCGAACGCCACUGGGCUCCUCGGGAUUCUCCUCGCCAUCCCUUCCAUGAGUCAGAUCAAGUGCUGUAAGGGCGAGGAGGGACGCAAGACCAAGAGGGGGCUGAAGAUCUCAGCUGCCGUGUUUUUGUGCAUCGCCGGUUUGUUGGUUCUCACACCAAUAUCUUAUGUUGCUCACGAUACAGUAAUGAGAUUCUUCGAUGAGAGUGUGCCUCAUGUGGUGCCGCGCUCUGAGUUUGGGGAUGCGCUGUUCAUAGGCUGGUCUGCAGGACUUCUUUACAUUGUGGCAUCCGUGCUGUUGUUUACCUCUUGCAUUGACUCAGGAAACAAUGAGCCGCGGUUGGUGUAUCACCAUCAGAGGCAGGAUACCAGAACUUUGGAUAGAUCAGGAAAACGCACCGAGUACGUUUGAGAUGACUCUCACUAUCUUAAAAUGCCUGUUAAUAUUUCUUUAAAAACUUCAAAUGUUUUGAACUGACGUUUAUUCAAUCAUAAUAAAGAGUUUGCUCUGGAAAA